Messenger RNA from Chrysochloris asiatica (Cape golden mole), 816 nucleotides. It is a transcript of the gene PSMF1, whose product is annotated as proteasome (prosome, macropain) inhibitor subunit 1 (PI31). Gene Ontology annotation, biological process: proteasome-mediated ubiquitin-dependent protein catabolic process. Gene Ontology annotation, molecular function: endopeptidase inhibitor activity; proteasome binding. The transcript has 7 exons. The record is from RefSeq and is a predicted model, not a curated record. Bases 1 to 816 code for a protein of 271 amino acids. NCBI's taxonomy places the organism in Eukaryota, Metazoa, Chordata, Mammalia, Afrosoricida, Chrysochloridae.
AUGGCGGGCCUGGAGGUGCUGUUCGCUUCGGCGGCGCCAGCUAUCACCUGCGCGCAGGACGCGCUCAUCUGCUUCCUGCACUGGGAAGUGGUGACGCACGGCUACCGCGCCCUCGGUGCCGGCGACCAGCCAGGUCCCAAUGAUAAGAAAUCAGAACUGCUGCCGGCUGGGUGGAACAGCAACAAAGACCUGUAUGUCCUCCGGUAUGAGUCUAAGGAUGAAUCAAGAAAGCUCCUGGUGAAGGCUGUCACUGUGGAGAACAGCAUGAUCGUUAAUGUGCUGGAAUGUGGUUCACAGCAAGUGGCAGACUUGACUUUGAACUUGGAGGAUUAUAUCAAUGCAGAACACUUGGGUGACUUCCACAGGACCUACAAGAACAGUGAAGAGCUUCGAUCUCGUAUUGUGUCUGGAAUCAUCACACCUAUCCAUGACUACUGGGACAAGGACGUUGUGAACAGUCCUCACCGGGAGUUCCCCCCUGCCACUGCCAGAGAGGUGGACCCACUCCGGAGUACCCCACACCAACCACACACCAGCCGACCGGCUCCCUGGCUUGAUCCCCUGGGCCCAUUUUCUGUUGGAGGAGAAGACCUGGACCCCUUUGGGCGUCGGAGAGGUGGCAUGAUUGUGGACCCCCUGAGAUCCGGCUUCCCCAGAGCACUUAUUGACCCAUCCUCAGGCCUUCCAAACCGGCUUCCUCCAGGUGCUGUGCCCCCAGGAGCACGCUUUGACCCUUUUGGACCCAUUGGAACCAGCCCGCCUGGACCUAAUCCAGACCAUCUCCCCCCACCGGGCUACGAUGACAUGUACCUGUGA